This is a messenger RNA of Triplophysa dalaica, 1938 nucleotides long. RefSeq names its product solute carrier family 14 member 2 (gene slc14a2). Gene Ontology annotation, molecular function: urea transmembrane transporter activity. Lineage: Eukaryota; Metazoa; Chordata; Actinopteri; Cypriniformes; Nemacheilidae. The transcript has 9 exons. Bases 128 to 1426 code for a protein of 432 amino acids. The record is from RefSeq and is a predicted model, not a curated record. Gene Ontology annotation, biological process: urea transmembrane transport. Gene Ontology annotation, cellular component: membrane.
GCGCUGGAUGAAUAGGGGAGGAGCAGUGCUGUACAGUACUAUAAAAACUUCAGAGAUGUGCUUUGUGUUGCUUCAGGGUUGCUGGUUUAUACAGUAGAAGAUAUUGCUCCUAAUAUUCCUUUGAUUUAUGCCUGGAACACAGCUCGCCAAGGAGCAACAACCACUCAUGGCAGAUCCAGUCCCUGAAAGCACGGAGCAGAUGGAGCGAGAGAAACAACCAUCUUCACAACAGAAGAUAAAAGCAAAGCUCAUCCAUUGGAUUUCUUACAUUGCCGGUGACAUGACAGCGUUUGGUGAAUGGAUGAAAGGUCAGUUUAUCGUGCUGCAGAUUAUGGACUGGGUUUUGCGUGGGGCCGCUCAGGUGAUGUUUGUGAAUAACCCUCUCAGUGGACUUAUCAUCUUUGGUGGACUCAUUCUUCAGAACAGAUGGUGGGCACUGAACGGUUUUGUCGGCACAUUGUUUGCAACAAUCUCUGCUCUUAUCCUCUGUCAGAACAGAGGUGCUAUCGCAGCGGGUCUUUAUGGCUAUAAUGGAAUCUUGGUUGGCCUUCUGAUGGCAGUUUUCUCGAAUGCAGAAGACUGGUACUGGUGGCUUCUUCUUCCAAACAUCUUCAUGUCAAUGGCAUGCCCCAUCGUGUCAAGUGCCUUGGCCUCCAUUAACAGUCGGUGGGACCUCCCUGUUUUCACCCUCCCCUUUAACAUCCUUGUGUGUCUACACAUGGUGGCCACAGGACACUACAACCAGCACUUCCCACAGGUGCUCAUCCAGCCACUCACGUCCAUGCCCAAUAUCACCUGGUCCGAGAUGGAUCAUGCGAAGCUUUUCCGCUCGAUCCCCGUGGGAAUCGGACAGGUGUACGGAUGUGACAAUCCCUGGACGGGGGGGAUAUUCAUGAUCGCCUUGUUUAUCUCCUCACCCAUAACAUGUGCGCACGCCACCAUCGGAUCAGCCGUUGGUAUGGUGUCUGGUCUUGCUCUGGCCGCACCUUUUGAGGACAUCUACUUUGGUUUAUGGGGUUACAACUGUGUUUUGGCAUGCAUCGCGAUCGGAGGGAUGUUUUACGCACUUACGUGGCAGACACAUCUUCUGGCCGUGGCAUGCGCAUUCUUCUGUGCAUACCUGGGCUCGGCGAUAGCAAAUCUCAUGUCUGCUUUUGGACUCCCAGCAUGCACCUGGCCCUUCUGCCUGUCUGCCCUCACAUUCCUCUUGAUCACUACGGAGACCAGCGCCAUUUAUAAAUUGCCUCUUGCUAAGGUCACCUACCCUGAGAAAAACCUGAUAUAUUUCUGGAAGAUGAAGAAAGAGGAGAGGGCCGGCGAGGAGAAGAAAACACAAGAGAUGCAACUGAGAGACACUGAAGAAACACAGCCAAAGAAAGAUGAUGAAAUAUCUGUCACGGUGGAAAAGUGUGAAGAGGAGCAUUAAGAAGAUCUGCCCUGUGGCCCGACAGGAAGAGGACGACACUAACAGAGAGAAUAUAACACUGAGUACAAACCUGGACCAGACUGAAGUAUACAUUUCAUUACUGUGUUAGUUUUAUGCAUUUAUAACUUGAACGGUUGACGAAAGCAGCAUUAAAAUAUCCAAACAAAAAGAGUGCAUGUUAGCUGGGCAUUAAAAUAUAUUUUUAAUGAGAUCUGGUUGUCGUCCAACAUUCCUAUGAUUGAUAGCUGUUUUUGAAUUUGGAAGCUUCAGGGGCUUCAGGUGUGUCACCGGAUUGGAUUAAGAAAGGAUUUUUUGUUUUAUAAUGUAUGCGGCAAAGCUUGUGGUAGCCGUAACCUGUACUUUACAGACGUGAAUAGAAAUGUUUGUCUGUAAGUUGGACGACUGGUCAGUGUUUUAAUUACCUGUAAUGAUGGUUUUGUACUUUUGGAAAAUUACUUUUAUAAACUCCCAUAAAUAUCUAUUUUUUCAAUAAAGACAAAUUGUAAAUUUUA